Messenger RNA from Taeniopygia guttata (zebra finch), 660 nucleotides. It is a transcript of the gene DUSP28, whose product is annotated as dual specificity phosphatase 28. Gene Ontology annotation, molecular function: MAP kinase tyrosine/serine/threonine phosphatase activity. The record is from RefSeq and is a predicted model, not a curated record. Gene Ontology annotation, biological process: protein dephosphorylation. Gene Ontology annotation, cellular component: cytoplasm. Lineage: Eukaryota; Metazoa; Chordata; Aves; Passeriformes; Estrildidae.
GCGGGACUCGCGGCGGGACUCGCAGCGGGAGCAGCGGCCCCGUGUCCCCCGAUGAUGCAGCUCUGGCAGGUCACAGCCUCGCUGCUCCUGGGCACGGCCCGGGCGGCGUGCGACGAGGAGCUGCUGGCGCGGGAGGGGGUCACUUUCUGCGUGAACGUGAGCCGGCAGCAGCCCUUCCCCGCGCUGCGGAGCGUCCGCGGGCUCCGCGUGCCCGUGUGGGACCGGCCGGACGAGGACCUGCGGCGCUGGUUCGAGCCCUGCGGCGCCGCCAUCGAGGCGGCCGUGCGCGCCGGGGGCCGGUGCCUGGUGUACUGCAAGAACGGCCGCAGCCGCUCCGCUGCCAUCUGCACCGCCUAUCUCAUGAGACACCGCCAGCUUUCCCUCAAGGAAGCGUUCGAGGCUGUGAAAACUGCCAGACCCGUAGCAGAACCAAAUGCAGGAUUUUGGUCUCAGCUGCAGAGAUAUGAAGAAGAAUUGCAGAUACAAAAGAAGUCUGCUCUGCUGAGUAAAGGACUUAAAAAUAGUGAUGUGUGAAGAUACUUUAAAGAAAGUGAAGUGACUUUUUUAAAAAAGGGGGAAAAAUCACUUCCUAAAUCACCUGUAGAUAAAACACUCUACCCCCAUAACUGAGUUGAUGGUUCAUUAAAUUCAUUCAGAGCA